Cladocopium goreaui is the source of this 5091-nucleotide messenger RNA. The record is from the annotation of a GenBank genome assembly. Lineage: Eukaryota; Dinophyceae; Suessiales; Symbiodiniaceae.
AUGCCUCACAGAGAGCCCCCCCUUGCAUCCCAGGAUGAACGAGCAAAGCUGGUUAAGAAGAUGGGCGAAGAGUGCGACGUGGUGGAUUUGUUGCUUGGGGCCAAACAGAUCUGGGAUAUGAACUUCAUGCUUUGCGCAGAUGUCCAACAUAAAGAAGAGCUCCAUCCACAACCAGCAACAGAUUAUCUGGAGGGUUUGGUUUCCCCAGAGCAUCUGGAUCUUCCAAGCCCAGACACUCGUAUGGGCAUUUUGGUGCUUUGCAGUUCGGGCUUUGGAGGAGCUGGGAUCAAUCACUUUGUACCGGCAUUUUGUGCUGAAGAACUAGGAGAUGAAGAUUUUGAGAAACUAGCAGCCGCAUGGACAGAACGCCACCAGAAACACCUGAGCUAUCUCAAAACAGCCAUCAAGAAAGCCUCGAACAAGCUGCAGCGCACAAAGCUGAGAUUCGGGGAUGGCUCUGAGAAUGUGGAACUGGCGCUGGUAGAGCUCGCUUCAUUGGAGGGUGAAUGGACCCAGGCAGCUCAGUGGCAUGAUUUCCAGAAAAAAUGUCACAGAUCCAAGUUGCAUGCGAUAGAAGUUCCGGCAGAUGGGAAUUGCAUGCUGUGGAGCGUGAAAUGUCUGGUCGAGGAUGAUAUACAUGGUCUCAAGUGUGACGCAGACAGCCAAGAGCAUGUGGCAGUGAUUAGAAAAUGGAGAUCGAAGUUGGCAGCAAGAUGGACAGAGGUGAGAAACUCCGACAGUUGGCAACUUCUCUAUGAGCAAAUGUAUGUAGCUUCAGACGCACAGGUGCGUUUUGCUGAGGCUUCUGGUGAGCCUGCCGGAGAACCUUCAGUGAAAAGGGAACUUUCGACUCCACCACGGCAAGCUCGACGAGAUCCUGGAGAUGUUUCCAAAUCCACUCCGGAGGAAAAGAAGCAGAAGAAGCCCAAACCUGGAGAUGUUCCCAAAGAACAUGGAAAUGCUCCCAAAGCCAGUCAAGAGGAAAAGAAGCAGACGAGGCCCCAACGGAUCGCCAGCACUCGCACGGCCCCUGGGUUUUCGUCCCCUGUCAUCAACCAGAAAUUUGCAAAAAAGACUUCAGCAGGGCGGAAGAAGCAGAAGAAGCAGAAGAAGUGCAAGGCAAACAUUGAUGAGAACGGUGAAGCGGGUGAACAAGUCGAGGGCGAGGAUGACAUUGAGGAUGAGAUUGACGUUGAUGUUGCAGAGACCAAGGGUCUUGAUGAGAAAGAGGGGGCAGGUCGUCGACCUCGCAAGCCACGUGGCAGGGCUGCUCGAAGGAAAGUCACGGACAGAGAUGUCAAGUUGACGGCAUUGAAAAGAUACAUGGCAAAGAUGAAGAUCACGUACUAUGACUGGCAGACUGAACACUGGAGGAAAGCUACGGGCUGUCCGGUCGGCAAAUACACAGAGCUGCAGGACUUUCUGGUGGGGGAUCCAGCGAAGUGGCAGGAAGUGGAGUGCAAGGCUUGCCGGUCACUGCUGGCGUCAGCCGGUUUUGAUGCAGAGAUGGCUGAGAAAUCUAUGGAGUUUGCCUUGCAAGGCAACCAGAACAUAGCUCCAGACUCAGCCGGGGUUGAGCCGCAAGAGGAGCCACAGCAGCAGCACGCAGAGGAGGAACAAGAAUCCGAUGCAGAGGUAGACAAUGCACUUGCUUUCCACGCCCUGGUUACGAGCAUUGAUGCUCACCUUGAGGUGAUUCCCAGCUACGGCCACAAGCAGCAAAUUCCAGUGAGGUGCACGAUCUGUACUUCCAGGAAGCAGCCCAUGGGAAAAGUCAUUGAUGCAGUGUCCAGAGCCAGAAAGGACUGCCGACGGUAUCUCCAGCAACAUGUCGACACGAUGACUCACCAGGGAGCUUUGUCAGCAAUAGAAGCCAAGCGUCGCGCGCCGCCAGCACCUCCGAAGCAGGUGAAGUGCCAAGGCAUUGUGAUCCCAAAGGAGCCAGAGGAGUCCGAGGUGGUCACCAAGCUGCAUGCCAUAUCCCACCAUUUGUUCUUGUGGAUUCACUGGCUUCCAAAAGAUCCACAGUUCCUGCAGCAUAGCUACACGACGAGCCAUCAAGGAAGGAGCAUGACUAUCCGUCAUGGAAAUUGCACACAGCUAUGUGAACACAAUCAUCAUGCGUGCGCUGAAUGCACAAAGCUCUUGCAUAGCCACAGCAUCAGGCGUACCCUUGUGAAAUUUGCCAAAAAGAAGUUCGCUGCUGAGAAGCUUUUUGCCAUGAUGUACCUGUCCGCUGAGAAAGAGAAGGAAGUUGUCGAGAAGAUGAAGGCAGACACUUUCUAUAAGACCAAUCCCACCCCCUUUGACAACGUGAUGAAACUCAAUCUGCUGCAGUUGAGGAAUUGGGUCAACUCUACCUUCCUUUGCCAUCACAAGGAUGUCCGAAGCGACCCUGAGCAGAGCUUCAUUGACACGGUGGUCAUGCCUUGUGUUCAGGUAAACGUGUCUACAGCUCUCAAAGUCAAACCUGGACUUCUGCAAUGUGUGCAGGUGUUUGAGAAUGCCUUGGAGGACGGCUGCACUUCCAUCAUGGACAAGAUCAACAUUCACAUUGCCAAAGCUUCGAUCGAGGGAAAGCUUGCCAGGCACCCAAUGAUUCAGGGGCUCACUUUGUCUUGCCUCAAGUUGCUAGACAGGCAGGAACAAGGCAAAGAUCAGAGAGGCCGCAAUGCAGCUGGAUCAAUACAUGGAGAAGACAUUGCGCAAGAGAUGGUGCAACAAGCUGGCGCCACGCUUGCCAUCAUGGGCUGCAACUCCGAGAUGCUAAAACGCUUUGGAGUGAGCCGCUGGGUCAAAAAGCGACUUUCGGACAUGGAGGAGCUGGGCUUGCCGACUCCCAUGCUUGCCCUCAACGACAAGAAGCUCAUCGAGCACAAUAUGCACAUGAUCGAACAGCGGCUGUCCGUGACUACGGGCAAGGAAGGGUGUAGGUUCAUAGCUGCAUUUGAUGCCACCUACUUGCUGCAGAUCAGCACCCAAUUUCACGACAAAAAGAAUGACAAGGUGAACUUGGUGGGAGGCGCAUGGAGACCGCUGAAGGAUCAGAAUUGCAGCGUUGAGGUUGUUGAGGAUCUCGAGAUUGCAAACAUCACACCUGCAACUGACAUGUUGGCGUUCUUGUGUUGGGAUCCUGGUGCACAGCGGCAGCUUGCGCUGCCCGCGGCAGAGAUGCCGGUGAACAUUGGGGAGGUUGACUCCAAGUUCAUGGUGCAGACCGUGGAUUUGUUCAUGGAAAGCGCUCAUGACUUUGUUCGCGUCCUUUGCUUCGAUGCCCAUGGAAGCCACCAGUCGAUCAGGUCAUCCUUUGAGUCGAAGUUCUUCAGCGAACUGAAAUUUCAACCCGCUAUGAGCGCCAUUCGAACGAUCCACUGUGGUCGUUAUUGGGUGGAUCUCAGCGGAACUUUGCUCUGCGGCAUGCCAAAAUCGGCAUACAGCCGCGACGACAAUCAGUCAGAUUGUCUCUCAGCGCUCUUGGCAAAUCCCUGGUUCUACGUGGGGACAUCUGCAGGAAACAUGUCCAUGAUCUCCGUUCCAUGGAUGAACCGAGGAAGCCUGCUUUGGUCACUUUCAACUGCCCUGGUCUUCAGCCCCAUGCUGCACAAAGCCCUCUCGCUGGCUCAGAGGUUGGAGGUCUCCGUGUCAGGAUACAUCCUUUUGGAUUUGUGGCAGCUGCUGGGAGCAAAGUUGGAAGCCGAGCGCGGCGCUUUUGUGGGCAGCUUGUCGAUGGCUCGGGAAACAGUGGGCAACCUGCAAAAUCUCACACUGUCAUUGGUGACUAUGGCAACCAGCAAGCCAGCCACCCGCCUGGAUAUGGAGUUGGACGAUUGGUGCCCUUGGCAGUAUGGCUCGGCCCGCUGCUCAGAGCUUACCAUAGAGCAGAUGUUCGGCAGAUUGCGGCGAUCCCAAUCCAACGCUCAGCUCUCAGCAAUGCAAUUUUGGGAUGCGUCCCAAAAGGAGAUGGCCGCUGCAUCCCAGAAACUUUUCCAGGAGAAUGACAAGUUGAAAGAGAUCGCAAAGGAGCCACCGCUCAGCGAGGGGCAGUUCCGCGAGUGCUGUGGGCGUGCCUAUUCUUCGGCUGUGAAGUUAGCUUCAUUUGCCGCGGGUGUCACAGAGGCAUCGCUUCGGCAGUACUAUGAGGACAGCGUCCAAUCAGGUUGGUUCGACAGUGGUGUUGGGCAUGUCAUGGACUUUGAAAACGAUUCGGAUGAUGAGGAAGAGGCUGCAGAAGCCCGUGAUUUGUCAGGCAACGUUGUGCUCUACGUAAGCGAGGAUCAGGCAAUCCUCAUUGGAUUGGUGCUGACUAUCUGGCGCAUUGGGAAGAAGAGAAAACCAAUGCCAGGGGCGUGUUUGGUUGCUUCGGACGCCAGCAUGGUUCGGAUCAUUCCUUUGGAUGCUCUGGUGACGGUGUUGGAUUGCGAAGAGUGCAACCUGCCAGCUCACGAGCUCAUUGACCGGUGCGUGCUCACACUCAGUGAGGAUUCCAUGAAAUCUGUCGACGAGGCGAAAGAGAGGACAGCCGAUGGUUGGAGAUGCAGCUUCACAUCCCAGGACAUGCCUCUUGCGAAUGCCAAAGAGAAAGGGAAAACUCGCAAGAGGAGGGCAAGAUGGUUUGCCAAGCCACGCCUCGCAAAAAAAGCACUCGCAAAAGCGAAGGCGGCAUCAAAGAAGGUCAAGAAGAAAGUCAAAAAGCAGAAGUCGAAGAAGGGAACUUCAUCCAACGAGAAGAAGUUGGAGCCAAUUGCAGAGAAUUUUGGACGUUCCAACCAAGGUCGGAGAUUGAUCAAGCAGCAAAUGGUAGAAGUGCUGGAUUUGGAUGUGACCAAAUUCCCGGACAAACCAGCGUUCGAUGCGGACUCCGGCAAGUGCAGAUUGAAGAUUCCUGCCGCUGAGGGGCAAACCUGGACGACAGUGGUGCUCAAGUCGCCAGUGUUCUUUGAGCAGGAGUAUGCCAAACGAGACAGAGCGCAAUAUGGUAAGUCAGUGGCAUUGCACUUCCAGACCUUGAAGAAGCAACUGAAUGAUCAGCAAAGAGGGCCUUGGUUGAAGCUCCUGAAAGCUAUGUGCGAGAUGCCAGAUGUGACGGCUUAA